Drosophila bipectinata is the source of this 6642-nucleotide messenger RNA. RefSeq names its product RCC1 and BTB domain containing protein claret (gene ca). The record is from RefSeq and is a predicted model, not a curated record. Lineage: Eukaryota; Metazoa; Arthropoda; Insecta; Diptera; Drosophilidae.
GCUCACCGCUAACCCAAAUGCAACUCUGGGCCGACUCGGAUUUGGAGGAAAUCUUCCCCUGCAAGUGGAAAGUGGAGCUAACCAGGGGAGAAUAAGGAUAAUAAAAUAGGCACACUGUGAGCGAAUCUCCUCGAGAUGGCGGAGCUCAAGGAGCUGGGCAUGUUCGAGCUGCGACCGCUGAUCACCAAUCUCAGCUGCAAGCUGUCUGCCGUUACAGCAGGCCUAGAUGAGAAGCAGUUCCUUUGCCUGGUGAGCGAGGAAAAUGAGAUCCUGCUGCGCUACAUCAGUGCCUCUGGACAGGAGGUGGUCAAGAUGAUAUCAUGGUUCCGAAAUCGUGUAAUCCACGCAGUCUGUUUUGAUCCUGCGGGCAUCUGGCUGCUGGUACUAUGUUUCGACAAUACGCUGCACAUCGUUCCCGCCCUGGCUCUAGUAGACAAGACACAUAGCCUGGCCGCCUGCUCGUUAUACAGCACUAACCAGGUGACAUCCUACAUUAUCCCCUUCGUGGGGCCCCAUGAGUGCCCCAACUCAAAGAAGUGCCCUAAUCACUCCACCGGUCAGUCGGAGCCUCAAGUGGAUGUUGUUCAGCAGCUAGCGGAAAACCUGGAGCAAGUCAAUCUGGAGGACGAACCCCUAGGUCAUGAUCUCCCAGAACACAUGCUGGUUAAAAACCAAGGGAUUGAUCUCGAUGCAUCUGCGGGGACUCAGCAGCCCCAAAAACCGCCGCCCGUCCAACCGUUUGAUGCCACUGGCAAUAGUCAAGUUAUGGCCACCUCCUUCAUGGCGUCCACGACCUGUCCCUAUCCAUUGUCAGUGGUGUGGUGGAAGACCAAUCACGGUCUAAAUAGGGCCAUUAUUGGGUAUUCAGAUGGCUCUAUCUGCUUCGUUGGUCUCAGUCCAAACUGCCCCAUGAUCGCGAGCACUGCUAUCGAAAACGGAUCUGUGAUGCGGUUGGUUAUCUGCAAGGACAAGGCCUAUGAUGGCGUUAUGUUGCUGAUAACUUCUUCGCUAAAACAGCAGUACAAGCUGCUGCUUGAGCAGAGGGCCAUCCUGUAUGUCUAUCCAGGUGAUAGCUCACCUACGACCCGUGAGGGAGCAUGGCAAAUCGUAAUGCCCGUACAAGGAAGGCAGCAAGGUGUGGGGACGGGCGCUCGGCAAAGCAACAGCUCUGACCCGGCCUCAGAUAACAGCCAACUGGAAGAGGAUGUAUUUGCACCACCGUCCAACGAAGAUGCGGCACCUAGCGGCCAAUUGGCACCAGCUGCAGACACUUCCGCCAUCCCGGCUCCCACAGAGUCCGGAAGUGCAGAAGCACCUCCCCCAGCACCACCGUCGUACAGUGAAGCAGUGGCGCGGCAAACUGUGGAGCAGCAGGGUGGCGUUCGUUUCCAGCAGCAGUCGCUCGCAGCGGGCGCUAACAACAUGGAUGGCAUCUUGCCGGCCACGAGAGCACGGCUGGCCUCGCUCAAGAGUCUGGGCUCUAAAAAGCUGCAGGCCAUCAAGAUGCGACUCUCCGACCAGCGUCAAAAGUUUGAUGAAUUUAUGCCCGACUCAUCGAUGGCCAGCUUUGCGAUAAUGGACUCGCCGUCAGUGACUCCUGAGCCACUGGGCACCACGACUGGCUCGUUUUAUACCAUCCAAAACCUGCGCAGCACCUUUUUGCUGAGUGCUUUGCACAGCAAUAGCCACAGUUUGACCGUGCAUAGCAUAGACAUCAGUUUGAAGCCGCUGUUCGUGUACAAGAUACCCAAGCACACCCAAGAAAUACUCAUAAGCUCCAACAUACUCUACGGCAUACACUAUGUGGACCUUCACUGCAGAAGCGAUUCGGCCAUCUCCACGGCAGCCUCAUCGUUAGAAGAGCCGCUGGUGGUUAAUACCGAUAAGGAGAAUCGGGACGCGGACACCGAGAAAAUAGAGCAGGCGGAGGUAAGUGGUCAGAAGAGCGACACCACUAGUGCCACCACUACCACUACCUCGAGCCUGGAACAAAGUGAAAUGCCUAGUAACGCAAUCAACGCCGUGAGCGUAAUAAGCAGCGCCAUGGCUUCUUUGCACACCUCUGACGAAGACCGCUUUAACUCCCUGGCACAGAUUGGACUCUUCCGCUUCGAACAGGAAACUGUGCUGCACUUGUAUCAGAUGGCGCAAUAUCGUAAUCCUGCCAGCCAGCCAGAGACUUUGACCAAAGAAGAGAAGGCCAAGGCUUUCGAAAUCAAGGACAUUCAUACGCCUAUGGAUUAUAUUCAGUUUUACGAUUCGGCCGAUGUGAGCAGUGAGUUUUCGUUGCGGCAGAUGGAAAUAAUGCAAUCGGAGUUUCCGAAAAUCAACUACGAUCCCAGCUAUGUGAUUACCAACAAGAAUGUAUAUGCCAUUCAGCUCAAAAAGGAGCCGUUUGAAUUGUUCCUCGAUGCCGCCUUGCAGAGCGAGUGGAACCAGUGUCGGGAUUUCUGCAACACCUUCGACCUUUCAUUUGAACAGUGCAUCGAGUUUGCCGGCGACUACCUUUUGAGGCGCAAAAAGAUCACCCAGGCUCUGCUCACAUACAACGUGGCAAGGGUCAAGCCCAUCCGGACAGCACUGAAGUUAGCCAUGUACGGACACACAUAUGCUCUAAUGCAGUUGAGUGCAAUGGCGCUAAAGUCCACAUAUCUUCUGCGAUCGCGGUAUUUGGGGCACCCCAUGCUUAAGGGUUGUUUGGAUGACAUCACCUAUCGACACUCUGAAGAUGUGCGGGUUAUCCUGCCAGAGAAACCACCGGAGGAGGAUGUGAACAGCGGGGCCUUUUGUAGUGAUUAUAAAUAUGGAGUCGACGAGUCAAUUAGCGCCCUCCAAAUGUCGCCCUCUUCUCAGUUCCAUUUGGCCAACUUGCUGCUCAUAACGCUGGCCGAGAAGGCUGUCAACGACAAGAACUACAUACCGCUUUGGAACUUCCUCGUGACUAAUAGCAAAUAUCACACUAACAUGACGAGUAUAGUUCUCUGCCAGAGCGGUCUGUUUUCCUCCGCCGUCAUAUUAGCUAAAAUACGUGGCGUCUGUCUGGAUACCUUUAAUGCCCUGAUCAGUGUCGUUGCCCAGGAGUUUGGGUGGUAUAACGAGCUGAACGUUUGCCUGUAUAAUCUUAGCGAGAACAUAUUUAUGGAGACAAUAACAUUUCUGCCGCACGUAUCCAUGGACUACUUUGCUUUCAUUCAGGAGAAGCUCGAUCAUAUAAGGCCCUGUGUGCUGCAGCGAUUGGCGAAGCAAUUGAACCCAUUUUCAGCUGCCCUUCGCCCAGUUGUCUCACACAACAGCGAUUGUGCGAUCUCCAACGAUAAUAAUCCCCAAUUGUUUGAGUUCUGCAAGAGUCUUAUCGAAACCUAUUUGGCAGUUCUCAUACACAUGGAAUCCCAGCGAGUCAAACAUGAUUCCAUAGAGAAUUCCUUAUCGAAUUUCCGCAUCAACUAUGAAGACAAUCAGUUUGCCAUCGAAUCAUCACGCUUCAAACCGAUCUCAGCUGGUUGUGCCUACUGCUCUUGUGUGGUGGAUGGCACCGCAUAUUUUUGGGGCUCCAGUGGCAUUCCUAGCUAUUAUAGUGCUCAAAAGUCCACAGAGCCCCCAGAACCAGCUCAUGCUGUAAAGAGCUUGGAUCUUCUCUCCCAGCUUAAUUUGCAGGUGCAUGCCAUCAAGUGUGGACGACAGCAUACACUUAUACUAACUAAUAAUGGCUUGUACUCUGUGGGAAAUAACAAUCUCUGCCAGCUAGGAAUUGGCCGCCACAUGCAGAUGGCAUUGCAACCAAUGCUUGUGUCGGCAUUAGAUGGGAUGAACAUCACCUUGCUAGAGGCUGGCCAAUAUCAUAACGCAGCCGUAGCAGAUGGAAAGCUUUAUAUGUGGGGAUGGGGCGUUUAUGGGCAGCUGGGACAGGGAUCCUGUGAGAACAUAGCUACACCACAACUAGUCAGUUUUUUCAAAUAUAAGAAAAUUUUACAAAUAUCUCUUGGCCAUGCACACACCCUGGUUCUGUGCGGGGCUUCAAGUAGCUACAAGGAGGCUAACAAUUGCUGCACUGAGCUCUUCGUAUUCGGAUCCAAUCAUUUUGGGCAGCUGGGCACUGGCAAUAGUGAUCAGGGCGGCGACACCAAGACGAAUCUGCCAGUGCGCCUGGAGACGGGCGGCUGCAGCCUAAGACUGAUACACACCAAAUUUUUUACCAAUUUAGCUGUAGAUGAUCAGGAGCGUCUGUACACUUGGGGGAGCUCGCCACAGGCCUUGCGCCUGGCCAAUCAGAUCAAACGAAGGGCAAACGCCAAGCAAAAACUGGAGGAGAACCAGCAGAAGGAGUUGCUGAGCAAGCAGCUGGAAGCUACACUGGUGCCGGCGCCAAACAAUACCACUACAAGUACACUCGUAGAGCCCACCACAUCCUACGCUGCCGUGGUUGCAGGCGCCACUCCGAAAGCUCCGAGUGAGACCAAAGAUAGCCAGGAAGACGAAAACGAAGCUGCGCCGUCUGAUGCUACCGAAUCCAUCGCCCCGGCGUGUAAGCGAGAUGCGGAGAUACUUAACCCGAUCCCACCACCAGUAUCUGCAGGGCCGACAGCUCCGACGGCGCCUACUGCCCCUGCUCCAGCCACCGAGCCAGAUCCAUCGGAGCAUCUGACACCGCAUCUGGUGGAUACUAGUGAGGUGGCUGGUCAAAUUCUCCAGAUCUCUAGUGGCCUGUUCCACUUUGCUCUGAUCUCGUCCACCUGCACGCUAUACACGUGGGGAAAAAACUUGGAGCACCAGCUUGGCACUGAGGACAAGGAUCGCCGGGCAGUGCUGAAACCAUCCCCUAUUGACAGCAUUGAGAGUCCGAUGUACGUCGACUGCGGAGCAGACUUUACGUUGGUAAUGACCACCGAUUAUAUAGUGCGGGCCUUCGGCGGCAACUCAAAUGGUCAAUGUGGCCGGGAUUUGGGACCCAGUAUAGAAAGAAUGCGGCAGCGUGUGGUGUGUUUGCCCUCGACCAAGCGACUGAUGCGUUUUGAGAGCCAAUGUGUGGAAGCGCCGGUGGAGAUUAAUUUGCCGAGACCACGAAUACGAUUGGAUCAGGACCCAGUUAGAUAUUUGAAGGUCAUGCCACCAUAUCAGCCGCACUUUUUGCAGCCGGCAAAUAUUAGCUUUGAUCAGCAUUACUCUGUGGGAUCACAGAACUACAAGAGCAGCACAGAACAUGCAGCCACGGGUCAGGAUUCUGAUGACAUGCUGAGCAGCCUAGAGAACUUGAGCCAGAACGAUGCCAGCUUCUCAUAUAAUGCCCCGUUGGCGGGUGAUGCGAACAGCUCGCUAGACAUGGACUACACGCCCGAGGAGCAGAGCUAUGUGCCGCUGCCGGAACAGGUUGGCGCCGGCAGCGCCAAGGCUGCAGCACAUGCGGAGCAGCUGCUGGGUCGAGACGACGACGAUGCCAGCACAUUUACAGCCAGCACUGAGGGUCUGGGUGAGUCAUCGGUGCAGCAGCUAAGACACUACAUACACUACUGCCUAUACGCCUUUCAUGGGUUAUACAACCCCGACAAGAUCGGCGAAUGUGCCCGUCCUAACCGAAAUGAGUAUCGCAUACGGAUCUGUAUGCUCAACUUUCGAUUUGUGGAAGCCUUUCGGCUGUGCCUGCAAAGCUGCGAUUCCGCUCAGCGCACCUUAAAGUUGUUUGAAUACUUUAGCAAAGAUACUGGUUAUGUUCCGCUCAGAAGAUGCGAUCUGAAGCACCUUAUCUAUCACCUGUGUCUGCACUUCCUUGAGCGCAAAUUUGAUAUGCUGGAGUGCGAGCGUUUCUUUAUGGGCGAUCUGGACUACUAUCUGCUGGAGCUGGCCUACGUAUUUUACUUUAACAACAACAACUCGACGCUGGAGCAGAAUCUCAACCAGAAAUUCAAGCAACUGAUUGCCGCGGCAGACAGCAAUCAGACGGCUCCGCUGACGGGACAGGUGCAGCAACCGCUGCAGGAUACUGAUAUCAUCUUCGAUAGCUUUACGGUCAAGUUCAAGACGAUCUUGUGCCAGCGUCUGCUCAGCUACUCGGACAGCGAGGCUAACAAUUAGCUACCGUUUCCGGUUCCGGUCCUGUAUCCCGUCUUCUUCCGUUCCACUCGCAUCAGUUGAGGGUCGGGCUCUUCUUCGUCGACUUGUUUUUUGUGUUUUAAGUUUUCUAUGUAAAUUUUGGCCCAGGAACCGGGGAACAUAUACACACACCAACAUCUCCCUUAUCCCAUUCAUGUUUACGCGUAAUUAUAUAUAUAUCAUACUUGUUGUUUGCGGUUAUUUAUACAUCAAAUGCUUUUUACAGCGCUGUUAUUUAAACAAAAUAUUUAAGACAAACAAAUUGUUUAAUGAAUCCAAUUUUGUAACGCUUUGUUUGCCAUUGGCUGCUUUUAUUUGUUUACUCAAUAAAUUAAAAAACAAAAAAAAUUGUAAUAAAGUAAUCGAAAUCCAAAACUGUGCUCAUCGAACAGAUCAAAUGGAGGCUGCAGGAUAUACACAUAUACCAUACAAAUUUAUGUUUUUUUAUUCGAUAUUCAGCUUGUGAUUUGCAAUUAUUUAAUAAAACCGGAUAGAGUUAAUAUAAAUCUACACGCAUAUAUGAUUAACAAUAAAAAGAUGUUUAUACCAUUAUAAAAA